Molecule: messenger RNA, 1770 nt
Organism: Brassica rapa (field mustard)
Lineage: Eukaryota; Viridiplantae; Streptophyta; Magnoliopsida; Brassicales; Brassicaceae
Product: ethylene-responsive transcription factor ERF098
Biological process (GO): regulation of DNA-templated transcription; ethylene-activated signaling pathway
Molecular function (GO): DNA-binding transcription factor activity; DNA binding
Source: RefSeq, a predicted model, not a curated record
AUAUAUAUAUAUAAAAGAUACAAAUACAUGUGAAAGUUUGAAACAAUCUAUUCAAUGAAAAAUAUACCGUAAACUUAUUAUGUUUUAAAAAUUGAUACACAUAUAUAUUAUAAUAUAUAGUAAUUUCGAAUUAAAAACAAAAUAUUUAUAUAAAAAUAAAUGAAAACAAAAAUCCGCGCUGGUCGAGAUGUAGUUAAUAUUAAAAUUUUAAAAAGAAUCUUGCCUGUCGUCAUUGGAUGCGUAGGACUUACGGGAUUUAUGGUACCAUACUGUGUUUAAAUUAUGCUUUGUGUAUUAUCUUCUUCUUUUUUGUAACUGUGAUUUGUGUAUUAUCGGCUCGUAGAAUCUCAAUAUUUGCGAACCUAUUAACUAUUUUGAAGAUUUUUAUAAUCCUGGAGUAUAGAAUAUAGACAAAGGAUACUAAGAGCAUCAUUAAUGGGAGUUCUACCCGAGUAUAUUUGAAACAGUUUACGCCACUCUAGAGUCAAUACUAAUUAAAAAUAGUCCAAAUGUGUCAGGAGAACCAAAUAUGAAUUCUUACGGCAGAUGGAACUUUCCUGGAAAACGACAGUUUAUCAUUAAUCCAUAAAAUAUAAGAAAAAUAAAUAAUUAAUAUAAAGGAUAUGCAGAAAAGAACAGUCAACCCCCAGAAUCGUCAAGUCACAUGAAAACGAACGUCGAUUCUGACUCGGUGAAAAUCCAGUCUUAUAUAUAUAUAUAUAAGCACCACAAUAUGCACCAUCCACAAAUCUCUUACUAAAUAACAUUAACUCAUUCAGAGCAAACCAAUUUUGAACUACCAGAGACUAAGUAGACAAGUUCUAUGGAGGGAACACACAGAAGGAGCCAAAAUCAAAUACAAGAUGACAAGCAAGCUCGUUUCCGAGGCGUGCGGAGGAGGCCCUGGGGAAAAUUUGCUGCAGAGAUUCGAGACCCCUCAAGGAACGGUGCCCGUCUUUGGCUCGGAACAUUUGAGACCGCUGAGGAUGCGGCAAGGGCGUAUGACCGAGCCGCCUAUAACCUCAGAGGCCAUCUCGCCAUACUUAACUUCCCUAAUGAGUAUUAUUCGCGUAUGGACGACUAUUCGCUUCGCCCUCCGUAUUCUUCUUCUUCUUCAUCUUCGGGUUCAACUUCGACGGGUGUGAGUCGACAAAAUCAACGGGAAGUUUUUGAGUUUGAGUAUUUGGACGAUAAGGUUCUUGAAGAACUUCUCGAUUCAGAAGAAAGAAAUAAACGGUAGUCUUGUCUUAUAUACUAUAUGUGGCGUUCUGAUGGCUAGCUAGAUACGUGCAUUAUGUGCAUGUUUGUUUAUUUAGUACUUAUUUUGGAAUUUUGUUCGCAUACCACGGCCAUAAAUUGUAAGAUACGGUGUACUUUGCGUAUCAAUGAAAUAUGAUUGUCAGAUGAUUUACGUACGUACCAGUUUACAUUAGGUCUUCGAAUAUUUCUUUGACGAGAUUUUCAUGAAGUUAUUAUAUGAUGUCAAUAGUAUGCAGGCCUAAUCGUAUCACUUUAAUUGAUUUCACAGACAAAGUACACUCCCAUAUAAACCAUCCGUUACUACCUCUCGGAGAAACAUAUCAUCCUUCUGUUUUCAUAUUCAGCUUUGUGUAUAUGAUGAACAAUCCAGAAUGGGAAACAAUAAAUCCAUGUAUUACCAACUUUUUACUUAAUUUUUUUUUUCUUUUCAAACAAGAUACCAUUACAUCAGAGCUAUGUCAAGCUGAAGAAGCAGAGAAAAGAAGAGCUAAAAGAAAUUACAGACAAAAG